AUGGCUUCCCGCGACUACUACAACACGAGUACCACCAACAACAACCAUCCCGGCUAUAACAGCUAUACCACCCACGCAUCUCCCUUUGACGACUCGCAAUACCCCUCCUACUCGUCUUCCUACAACAAUCUCAGCAACCAGCCCACCCCCAGCGAUGGCCGCGACCCCUUUCAGGACGACAAUGCCGUGCCCAUGCACACAUACCACGCAAAGCACUCGUCGCAGUCCAGCACCGCUCCCGUCAUCACCCCCGAAUACAACGACCCCUUUGUAAGAGAUGCAAAGCCGCGCUCCCGUUCAAGGCCAGCCCGUGCCCCUCCUGUCAAGGGCUGGCGUCGCUACUUCACAGGCCGUGUCACCUGGGUCUGCUACUUCUUGACCACCGUUCAGAUCAUCGUCUUCAUCGCCGAGAUUGUCAAAAACUCCAUCCUGACCAAGUCGCCCAUCGAGAUCCAUCCACAAUUCAACCCCAUGAUUGGUCCCUCGCCAUACGUUCUGAUCAACAUGGGUGCCCGUUACCAGCCCUGCAUGCACAACAUGCACGGUGUCCAGGACCGUGCUUCGGGCGAUAUCACAUGGCCUUGUCCCUGGGCCACUUCCAACACUGGUGACGAUGCAAAAUGUACUCUUUCUCAGUUGUGCGGUUUCGGUGGUGUCCCUGAGCCACAUGCCGGAGGCUCCAUCACCGACUCUCCCUACCCAAACCAAUGGUAUCGCUUCAUCAUCCCCAUCUUCCUUCAUGCUGGAAUCAUUCAUAUCGGCUUCAACAUGCUGCUUCAAAUGACUCUGGGCCGUGACAUGGAGCGUUCAAUUGGCAGCAUCCGCUUCACCCUGGUCUACUUCAGCGCCGGCAUCUUUGGCUUCGUUCUUGGUGGCAACUUCGCCGCUACUGGCAUUGCAUCCACCGGCUGCUCUGGCAGUCUCUUUGGCAUUAUGGCUUUAACCCUGCUCGAGCUGCUGUAUACCUGGCGCGAGCGUCAGAGUCCUAUCAAGGACCUCUUGUUCAUCCUCGUCGAUGUCAUCAUCUCAUUCGUCCUCGGUCUUUUGCCUGGUCUGGACAACUUCUCUCACAUUGGCGGCUUCCUCAUGGGUCUUGUCCUCGGAAUCUGCCUUCUACGCUCGCCCAAUGCUCUGCGUCGACGCACUGGCGAGGACGAACCGCCCUACAGUAGUGUCGGUGCUCCCGCCGCUACCCAAGAUGCCGCCAGCCAGGGUUUGCGUGUCUUCAUCAAGCAACCUGCGGGCUUCUUCAAAGGCCGUCGCGCUAUGUGGUGGCUAUGGUGGAUCGUGCGUGCUCUUGCCUUACUAGGCGUUCUGAUCGGCUUCAUUGUUCUACUCAAAAACUUCUACGUCUGGCGCACUGGCUGCACUUGGUGCAAGUACUUGAGUUGUAUCGAUGUCAACAAUUGGUGUGAUGUUGGUAACUUGCAGUUCUCCAACACUACGAGCAAGCGUGACUUGCUUGCCUUGGGUAACAGCAUCUUCUUGGAACCCAUGACUUCCGCCUGA
Aureobasidium vineae is the source of this 1509-nucleotide messenger RNA. The record is from the annotation of a GenBank genome assembly. NCBI's taxonomy places the organism in Eukaryota, Fungi, Ascomycota, Dothideomycetes, Dothideales, Saccotheciaceae.